Messenger RNA from Lolium rigidum, 1026 nucleotides. RefSeq names its product BTB/POZ and MATH domain-containing protein 2-like. The transcript has a single exon. Gene Ontology annotation, molecular function: protein binding. NCBI's taxonomy places the organism in Eukaryota, Viridiplantae, Streptophyta, Magnoliopsida, Poales, Poaceae. The coding region runs from base 1 to 1026 and encodes 341 amino acids. Gene Ontology annotation, biological process: protein ubiquitination. The record is from RefSeq and is a predicted model, not a curated record.
AUGAGGACGGCAUCGAUCUGCUCCCCAUGCGCUGUGCGGGGCACGCACACCUUCACGAUCACCGGCUACAGCCUUCACAGGGGCCUUGGCGUCGGCAAGUUCAUGAAGUCCGCCUCCUUCGACGUCGGCGGCUACCUCUGGUGCAUCUGCUACUUCCCCGACGGGAUGGUGCGGACGAAUGGAGGUUACGCUUCCGUUUACGUUGGCCUUGCGAACGAGUUGGUUGAGGGGAGUGCGUCGGUCGAGGUCAGGUUGCUCGACCAGGCCAACAAACUGCCACCGUCAGUGGUUCUCUCCAAGAAAAGGAGGUGCUUCAGCCUUGCGUGUGUUGGCCAGUUCUUACAACCAUCGGCGUACCUGCGGGACGACAACCUCGUGAUCGAGUGCGAAAUCACAGUUUUCAAAGAACCCGAGGUGACGCCCACUGCGACUACCAUCGACAUCCCGGUGCCCCCCUCAGACUUGGCAGAGUAUUUCAGAGAGCUCCUACAUAAAGGGGAGGAAGCAGAUGUCGUCUUCGAGGUUAACGGCGAGGCUUUCCCUGCGCAUAAGAUUGUGGUUUCAGCGAGAUCGCCGGUCUUCAAAGCGGAGCUCUUUGGGCCGAUGAGCGACAGGACAAGGCGGAACAUAAUCGUUGAAGAUAUGCAGCCUGCUGUUUUCAAGGCGCUGCUGCACUUCGUCUACACGGAUUCGUUGCCUCCCGUGGAAAACCUAGAUGCCGACGAGGGUAAAGAAAUGGUUAGGCACUUGCUCGUGGCUGCAGAUAGAUAUGCGAUGGAAAGGAUGAAGUUGAUUUGUGAGAGCAUCCUUUGCAAAGGUCUUGACGUUGAGAACGUCACUGGUACAUUAGCUCUAGCUGACCAGCACCACUGCAGCCAACUCAAAGAUGCUUGCCUUGAGUUUAUCACUUCUCCGGAAAGAAUGGAUGAUAUCAUGGCAAGCCAAGGGUAUGCUCGCCUCAAAAGAUCCUGUCCUGCUGCCGUAAUAGAUGUCUUCGAGAGGGCCAAAAAGUCCCGUAUAAUUUAG